Messenger RNA from Xiphias gladius (swordfish), 1445 nucleotides. RefSeq names its product ring finger protein 185 (gene rnf185). Lineage: Eukaryota; Metazoa; Chordata; Actinopteri; Istiophoriformes; Xiphiidae. Gene Ontology annotation, molecular function: ubiquitin-like protein conjugating enzyme binding; metal ion binding; ubiquitin protein ligase activity. The transcript has 6 exons. Gene Ontology annotation, cellular component: endoplasmic reticulum. The record is from RefSeq and is a predicted model, not a curated record. Gene Ontology annotation, biological process: ubiquitin-dependent protein catabolic process. Bases 507 to 1094 code for a protein of 195 amino acids.
CGGAGCUUCUUGCUGUGGGCUCCUGAUAGGCCUCACUGAGGGCGACAGAGUCCCACACUUCCUGGUAGCCGCCCCCCCCCUUCCUCCGAAUCUACUACCGGUCCGAGCUGCGGAUGUGUGAUGCAACUAGCCGUAAGGAUAUUUUCCGAACUUGACACUGCAAUCUUCGGUUACAGUUUUCCGAUAGAAAAUCAAAUGCUCAACGACAGUUUGGAUUAGCGCCUCCGUGUUUGUUGUUCGCCGCUUUUUAUUGGGUUAAACUUUAAUUUUGCUCAGUCUUCUUCGCUAGCUAAAGUUAGCUAGUAAGGUCGCUAGCAGCCGAUGAGUUGUGUUUGAUUUCUCUCUUCGUGUGAAGGACUAUUCGCUUCGAGUUCAGCCUCUCGUCUUCUCCCAUUCGUAAGCCACAAACCCCAGCCACUUGGCCUCCCUAUGUGUAUAUCUUGAAGCGCUGGGUGCCGGCGGAGUCACCCCACCUGCACCUUCUCGUUUAGUGGAUCUAUCUUUAAAUGGCCACCGCCGCCCCCCCACCAGGCUCCGGCUCUGGCUCUGCUGCGGCCACUGAAAACCCGAACCCCGGAUCCAGCAGCUCGACAGCGGCCGACAGCGGCAGCCAGGACAGCACGUUCGAGUGUAACAUAUGUCUGGACACCGCCAAGGAUGCGGUGAUCAGCCUGUGCGGACACCUCUUCUGCUGGCCUUGUUUGCAUCAGUGGUUGGAGACCAGACCCAACAGACAAGUGUGUCCAGUGUGUAAAGCUGGCAUCAGUCGAGACAAAGUUAUCCCCUUAUAUGGGCGGGGAAGCACGGGUCAACAGGACCCCAGAGAAAGAACACCCCCCCGACCACAAGGGCAAAGGCCUGAGCCUGAAAACCGUGGUGGAUUUCAAGGAUUUGGCUUUGGAGAUGGGGGAUUCCAAAUGUCAUUUGGAAUUGGUGCCUUUCCAUUUGGUAUUUUUGCUACGGCUUUUAACAUCAAUGACGGAAGACCUCCUCCAGCGGCCCCUGGGACGCCACAGCACACGGAUGAACAGUUCCUGUCUCGACUCUUCCUGUUUGUCGCUCUGGUGAUUAUGUUUUGGCUGCUGAUUGCAUAAAUGCAUGGGGAGACAACUUAUUGGGUUAAGUCAAAAGAUAUGACAAAGAUAAAGGCAUUAAGGAAACAUCUUCACAGUUCGUGCCAACGUGAUUCUGCCUCCAUGAAUGUUUUGUUUUCUUGAUUCUUUUUUUUUUCUUUUCACCUAGCCAUGUGAGAUUUGAAUGAAGCAGGUUUUUCAACUGUGCUAAAUCUAAGAAAAACAACUUAAUUUGAACCACGUAAUGGUGGUUGCCAUUGUCAUUAGGCCUUUUUCACACCUGACAUUCUGAAUUGUCUUAGGAGGAAAAGUACAGGACUAAUAAUAUUACCAAUGACUCUUUUCUAUAAAAUAUGACAGUGUGACAGUUAA